AUGGGCUUGUUGCCGUUUGGAGAGCCGGUGGACGGCCACAUCUUGAGCUACCUGCUGGAGAAGAGCCGAGUGGUGCAUCAAUCGCCCGGAGAGAGAAAUUUCCACAUCUUCUAUCAACUCUUGGCCGGUGCAGAAGACGGACUCCUGCAGGACCUCGGGCUCAACAGAGAAGCUUCUCAGUACUACUACCUCUCUCAGGUGAAGCACUCGGAAUCCACGUCUUCCAGCUUGAGCGAUGCGGCGCAGUUCCAAGCCGUGAGAUCCGCCAUGAGAGUGUGCGAUAUCUCGAACGACGACGAAACGAAGAUGUUCCAGAUCAUCGCGGGGAUUCUUCACCUCGGAGACGUGGGAUUCUCGGCGGAGGAGAGCAGGGCCAUCGUGCAAAACAAGGACAAAGUCCGACUUGCGGCCAAGGUUUGCGACCGAGAAUCCUCCAUUUUAUGUUCUAGAACGUACGAAGUCGUGCACAAAAAUGAGAUGUGGAUUCCGAUCGGUCUCCUUUCCGACACGGGACGCACGAUCGGUUUCACCGAAUGUCGACCGGCGAAGCGACCGACGAGAUCGCUCGUCUCUCUCGAUGCGAUGCCUGACUCUCGUGCCGUUCCGUCGCAGAUGCUGGGGACGACGGAGGCGGAUCUGUCGCGGGCGCUGACGAACCGCUCCAUCGAAGCCAAGGGCGACUUCGUGCAGACGCCGUUGACGAGAGACGAUGCCAUCUACGCUCGGGAUGCCCUGGCCAAGGCCGUGUACCAGCGUCUCUUCUCUUGGGUCGUCUCGCACCUCAACGAGAGUCUGGAGGCACAGAUCACGCAAAAGAGACGCCUCAUGGGCAUCUUGGACAUCUACGGCUUCGAGGUCUUCGGCCAAAACAGUUUCCAGCAAUUUUGCAUCAACUACUGCAACGAGAAGCUGCAGCAACUCUUCAUCGAACUGACGCUGAAAUCCGAACAGGAGGAAUACCUGAAGGAAGGGAUCGAGUGGACCCCCGUCCAGUACUUCAAUAAUAAGAUCAUCUGCGAGCUCAUCGACAAGAACCACGGAGGGAUGAUAUCGUUGCUGGACGAGGAGUGCUUGCGGCCUGGGGAUCGGACGGACACCACCUUCCUCAACAAAAUCAACACCGUGUUGGGAUCUCACGCCCAUUUCAAGCGGGCCAAGACCAACGUCGGCAAAAGGAGCAGCAUCGACUCUCUGGACGAGUUCUGCCUGGUGCAUUACGCGGGUGACGUCACUUACAAAGUCCGCGGCUUCCUCGACAAGAACAACGACCUGCUCUUCCGGGACCUGAAGGAAGCGAUGAGCGAGUCCUCGAACGAGAUCGUCCGGGCCUGCUUCCCCAAGGAGGAGAUCCUUGCCAAGAAGAGACCUCCCACGGUGGCCACGCAGUUCAAGGACAGUCUCCAGAGCCUCACCAAGACCCUCAUCCGCGAGGAGCCUUCCUACAUCAGGUGCAUCAAGCCCAACGACCUCAAGCAGCCCGGUAGAACGGCUGCAAAGCCGGCGAUCCCUUGCCCCUGGUAUUACCGCCGAGAUUACGUUGCAGGGCAAUUCAACGAGAACGUGGUGAGGCACCAAGUGAAGUACUUGGGACUGAUGGAGAACCUGCGAGUGAGACGGGCCGGCUUCGCUUACCGCCGGCUCUACGAGGCCUUCCUCCAUCGAUACAAGAGCCUGUGCCCGGACACCUGGCCGACCUACCGUGGCAACCCUCGCUCCGGAGUGGAACGACUGGUCAAGUUCCUCGGAUACAAGAACGAUGAAUACCGAUUGGGGGAGACGAAGAUCUUCAUCCGGCUUCCGCAGACCCUAUUCGCCACCGAGGACGCCUACCAGCGCCGGAAGCACGAGCUGGCCACCCUCAUCUUUUUGAAGGAGGAAGUUGCUUUCGAGUUCGAAUCGAGUUCAUGCCCAGCGCGAGGAGGGAAGAAGUCGAGCUACAAGGGGAGCAUCGGUAAGCCGUUCGUGGGGAACCGGUUGGACUCCACCCUCGACGAGAAGCGAAAGGGGAUCUUCGAAGCCGGGAUUCGACGCGAUCCGGAGAAGACCAGAUACUGCACCAGGGUGACGAAGUACAACCGGCGCGGUCACAAGCCUCAGAACUGGAUCCUGAUCCUCACGUCGGGGACCCUCUACCUCUUGGACGAGAUGUGGAAGUUGAAGCACUCCAUCCCGCUGUCCGCCCUCAAGACCGUGACCGUCACGAACCUCGCCGACAACUUCGUCCUCCUCCGCAUUCCCCAGGAACUCAAGAGGGAAAAAGUACGAGAUGGAAAAUUGGAGCCGAACGCAAGUUUGCGUUUUCUCAUUCGCCGUACGGCUAGGAAGGGAAAAGUUAUCUGGGGCCACCGGUUCAGCUCUCGUUUUCGCUCAGCAGUAGCAGGCUGAUUGCCCAUUCAUUGUAUGCAUGACGUAUGCAUUCCAUACCCAAGACAAGCUCUGUUUCAUCUUGGACCUAAUGAAUGGGGGGGAUCUCCAUU
Messenger RNA from Darwinula stevensoni, 2477 nucleotides. The record is from the annotation of a GenBank genome assembly. Lineage: Eukaryota; Metazoa; Arthropoda; Ostracoda; Podocopida; Darwinulidae.